This is a messenger RNA of Hydatigera taeniaeformis, 513 nucleotides long. NCBI's taxonomy places the organism in Eukaryota, Metazoa, Platyhelminthes, Cestoda, Cyclophyllidea, Taeniidae. The record is from the annotation of a GenBank genome assembly.
UUCGUAGAGGUGGAACAUCGCUUUACAGAGGGUUUGAACUACGGUCUCUUCAACAGCUCACGACUGCACUUCAGCAGCAUGCACGUGGUCAUUCCCAUGUUUCGCGUGCAAACGGAGGUGGACCUCUGUAAAGCUUUGCCCUUCCUGGGCAUGAACAAUCCAUUCGACUCCGACCGGGCUGACUUUUCCGGCAUCAGCGACGUGGAUAAUCUCCAUAUCGACAGUGGAAAGGAGUCCGCCUAUCUGCAGGUUUCCAGAAGCGGAAUUCGGCUGUUCUCCGUAGGCACUCUCUGUCUGGGGACAGAUCGCCAUCAGUUUAGGCACCCUGAUCUCUUUGAGGUACCAAACCUCGAGGAACCAGGGGAAAUGGAAGCAAAGGACAUACAUUCCUUCGUAGUAAAUCAGCCCUUUACUGUCAUUCUCAUUGAUCGCGAGUCGGACUGCGUCCUAUACCAAGCCAGAAUCAAAGUGCCCGAGCCCGUUUCUGGUUCCAAAUUGCCUGCCACAAACUGA